AUGGACUUUCAAAACUCUGCUGGCAGACAAGUUAUUACUUCCAACCAACCCACAACGUUUCGUCAGGUUGCUAGUGUUUCUUUUGCAUCUCAGCCAGUUUACCUACCGUCCGAAGGGUAUUCUUCGUACGUAACUCAGUCAACUCCAACCGGUUACGGUGACAACUUCCAUCGAAGCACGAUCGGUUAUGGGAGAUUGUUCUCGUACGUCUCUGAUUCAUCAAGAUGUGAAUAUUGUGAGGACAACGGAGGAGACGAAGAGAAGUCGUUAACGGUUCAUUCGGGUAUCCCACCUCAAACAAACACUUUAUCCAGUUCUUCGAAUACUGGAGUAUCUUUACUUCAUUCAACACCAUCUUCCCCGACAUUAUCCCCCACAUCAUCCCUGACAUCAUCUUCCCAAUUAUCGUCCUUCCAAAUACAGUCGCCAAAAACUUCAUCAGACAUUCCAUUAUCAUCAUCUACAAAUGAACAAUCUUCAACACUUAGACAACUCACUUGGUCGCACUCGCGACCAUUUGCGCCACCCAAACCUCCAUCUGUCAUUAGUGCAACCACGGCUAAUGACGCUUCGCCUGCACCAACACAACCUUCAGCAUUACCAUCGCAAACCAAUUCGGCCGUGAAACGCAAAGAUCCAGACACUUCUAGUGAAGCACGCUGCCUCUGGGCUGCAUGUGCAGCUGCCUUUAGGUCUAUUGACGAGCUUAUUCGACAUGUUUCUAAACUACAUAUUUCCGGGCGAACCAAAGGUCUUUUCUGUCGAUGGGCUUCAUGCUCAGCCGAAAAGGAUGGCAGUGACGAAUUGAUUAAUCAUUUAUGCUCGGAUCAUCUGGGUACUAAGGAGUACAAACAUUUAUGUAAAUGGGGGGACUGUAUUGCACGAUUUCAGACUUUCGAUGAUUUAACAUCGCAUUUAAGUGAAGGUCAUGUCGGGAGCGGUAAAAGUAAAUAUGUAUGCUAUUGGGAACAAUGCGAGAGGAACGGGAGGCCAUUUUCGCAGAGACAGAAAGUUAUGAGGCAUAUGCAAACACAUACCGGCGAUAAGCCGUACCAGUGUAAUAACUGCAAUAAACGCUUUUCCGAGGCCAACAUCAUGACUCAGCAUAUGAGAAUCCACACUGGAGAGCGCCCGUUCAAAUGUCAUUAUUCAGAGUGUGGUCGACAGUUCUCCAUAUCUGGCGCAUUGACUAUUCAUCUUCGAAUGCAUACAGGAGAGAAACCUUUCCAAUGUAAGUUUAGUGGUUGUCGAAAACGCUUUGCAGAAUCAUCUAACCUCACAAAACAUAUGCGGAUACACACCGGUGAACGCCCAUUCAAAUGUCCGGAACUCAAUUGUGAGAAAGCGUUUUCUCGUCCUGACCAAUUGGCACCAGGGGAAGAAUAUUGGACAGUUGAGAUCAGCCCUUUUUACGGUGUAAGUAUUCACGACCAAGGAGAAUUUGGACAUAGAAUAAUAAAGGAAGAGGGUCAAGAGAGCAAUCGUAUUUUAGGAAUCGACUUUCGUAAGAUACACCUCUUCCGAUAA
Messenger RNA from Paraglomus occultum, 1527 nucleotides. The record is from the annotation of a GenBank genome assembly. NCBI's taxonomy places the organism in Eukaryota, Fungi, Glomeromycota, Glomeromycetes, Paraglomerales, Paraglomeraceae.